Molecule: messenger RNA, 1683 nt
Organism: Erigeron canadensis
Lineage: Eukaryota; Viridiplantae; Streptophyta; Magnoliopsida; Asterales; Asteraceae
Product: DNA repair protein recA homolog 2, mitochondrial
Exons: 9
Coding region: 122-1333 (403 amino acids)
Biological process (GO): DNA repair
Molecular function (GO): ATP binding; single-stranded DNA binding; ATP-dependent DNA damage sensor activity
Source: RefSeq, a predicted model, not a curated record
CUCCCUUCCCUGUUCUCAACUUCGCAGCCGUGUGAUACUCCGGCGAGAAAACGCCGCGAACACACCCAAACACCCUGCUAGAAUAUAUAUUAGAUAAAUAUAUAUAUAUAAAUUUAAAUAAAUGGCGUCAUCUAAAACCCCUAUUUCAUUAUUAAUCAAAUCCCUUAAUCUCAUUUCAUCCCACAAACUACAACCCAAACAGAAUUGGCAGGGAGGAAGCAUCAGUUGGAAUAAAAUAAUAAAAAACACUUGUUACUUUUCAUCUUCAGUUGGAGCUUCAGAUGUUGAAGAUGAUAAACUUCAUGAUGAUAUUAAAGUUGCGGAAAAGCAUACAGCUCUACAUUCAGCCCUAUCAGAACUUGCAGGUGAUUAUGAUGGGGAGGCUACGAUGUUUUUGCAGAGGUUUUUUCGUACAAGAGUGAAACCUGUAGUAUCCACUGGUUCGUUGAAGCUUGAUCUUGCUCUUGGAAUUGGAGGAUUACCAAAGGGAAGAAUUGUUGAGAUAUAUGGGCAAGAGGCAUCAGGCAAGACAACACUUGCUUUAAAUGUUAUCAGGGAAGCUCAAAAGGUUGGAGGUUAUUGUGCAUAUCUGGAUGUGGAGAAUGCAUUGGACCCUGUGCUGCUGAAAAUGGUUGGUGUAGAUACCAAAAGUCUUCUCAUUUCACAGCCAACUUCUGCGGAAAAUGUGCUGAGUAUUGUUGAUACUCUUGCAAAAAGUGGAGCAGUUGAUGUGAUUGUUGUUGACAGUGUAGCCGCACUCAUCCCUCAGCGUGAAAUUAUGGGUGUAAUAAGUGACGAUUACGUUGAGACACAAUCACGAAUAAUGACACAGGCCCUCCGCAGGAUUCAAUUUUCAUUGUGUCGUUCAGACACUCUUAUUAUAUUUAUAAAUCAGGUGAGAUCAAAUGUAAAAGCACGUGAAGAAGGAAUUAAAAAUGUUAAUGAGGUGACUUGUGGCGGAAAUGCCUUGCCAUUUUAUUCUGCCGUGCGUUUAAGAAUUGCUAGAAAGGGGUUACUCAAGACUCACGAAAAGGUUACUGGUCUUGGCAUUUGUAUAGAGGUGAUAAAGAAUAAACUAGCACCGGCAAUGAAAAAGGCUGAUUUACAGAUUGAGUUUGGAAGAGGCAUAUCUCGUGCGUCUGAGGUCCUAGAAUUGGCUUGUGAACACGGGGUUGUUCUGAAAGAAGGAAAUUGUUACUUUAUGAAUGGAGAAGUGUUCAACAGUAAGAUGGAAGCCGAAACUUAUCUGAUUCAAAAUGAAAGUGUUUCUGAAAAUCUGGUUAAAUCUCUAAGAAGACAAUUAUUUCGUAUUGAUGAAGAUUCUAAAUCAUGAUCCCAACUGUGAGGACUGUUGUCAUUCCUGCACUAGGUCAUGUUCAGAAAGGUAUCCGCGGAGUUGGUUGUGCCAUCAGGAAAGAAAAAGAAAAUCUGAGCUGAUUGCUUGCGCAGCUUCAAACGGUUGUGUGCUCUGUAAUUAUGGAGCUUGAAAGCCAGAACAUUGAAAGUGCUGUAUAUUCACUAGAACUCAGGUAAGUGCGACAGAUUCAUUAUUAUGUUCUUCUGGCAGUUUAGUAAUUGUAGGUGAAAUCCUAGUAAAUUGUAUCUCUUUUACAAUUAUAUUGUAGGAUGAUCUAAUUGAUUGCUCCUUUAACUUAGAUUUCUAAUUUUACCAAGAAAUAGCAA